Messenger RNA from Sinocyclocheilus grahami, 1166 nucleotides. RefSeq names its product neurexophilin-1-like. Bases 346 to 684 code for a protein of 112 amino acids. Lineage: Eukaryota; Metazoa; Chordata; Actinopteri; Cypriniformes; Cyprinidae. The record is from RefSeq and is a predicted model, not a curated record. Gene Ontology annotation, molecular function: signaling receptor binding. The transcript is spliced from 4 exons.
AAUCGUGUUAGGAUAUGUGAGUGUUGCAGUGGAAAGGCAUGCAGCCAGAUGAGCAGAGCUAAGAGGAUUUAAUGCAGCUGGACACGAGCCUCGCUGAGUAAAGAAGAAGAUUAUAUUGUUUUAAUCAAAUGCGAAGAAGUUUUUAUUGCUGGUCACUUUGAGUUUGGACUGUUGAGGAGUGAUAUUUGUCUUCAUCUCUUUAAGCACUACGAUAACUACACUGUAAGGAUGCUCACCGCACAGAGAUGUAUGGAUCCAACUCUACAGUAAAAGGGAAUACUGACAGAAGACCUUGCCACGAGUCGACCUGAUCUUUAAUAAGCCAGAUCUGGACUCAAAAAACACAUGAAGAUGUGUCAGUGUUACUCUGCCCUGCUUAUGCUCUGCUUGCACAUGGGUGUAUUACUGGUGAAAGAUGGAAAAAGACACUACAAUAAGGCCUUCAAUUGUCGAGUGGAAUACGAGAAGACGGACCGCAGCAAGAGGACGUCCGUUUGCAGCGACUUCCCGAACAGGGUAUGUUUCCAGGAACAGACCCAAAGCCACGUGUCUUGGCUUUGCUCCAAGCCCUUCAAGGUCAUCUGCAUCUACAUUGACUUCUUCAGUGCUGACUACAAGCUAGUACAGAAGGUCUGCCCAGAUUACAACUACCACAGUGACACUCCCUAUACCUCUGUGGGAUAGCACAGCCUAGAUUGGAUGUGUUAAGGUAACUGAGGUGUCAUCUCAUUGUUACAGCCUCUCUAGUCUGUAGUUUCCUUCUUCUGUUCCAUAAAGAACCGGAAAAAUGGAAGCAAGGUCAGAUGAUUAUAUCUUGCUUGUCCUCCUAGGGCAGUCGAUGACAGGAAUAGUUCACCAAAAAAAUUAAUUUUCCACAGAAAAAUGUCUGGAACAAAAUGAGGAUGAGUGAAUGAGAAAUGGUUAUAUUUUUGGGUGAAUCCAGGCUCAAGACCUGGUUCGUGUGGUUGACAUUUAGAUUGGACAAGACCAACACAUCUAUGGUUUCCACAGUGACCCCUGACCCUUUCUCAGUGACUCUUGUGAUGUCAUCAGUGACGUUUUAAAAGAUCCUAAACAAAUUUCCCAAUCAACAUAAGCUGGAAUUCAAUAACAGAACAAUGUAAAACAUCUUGUAUUGCAGCCAUUUGUGAUGCCCUCCUUUUCAU